This is a messenger RNA of Papilio xuthus (Asian swallowtail), 897 nucleotides long. Its product is annotated as rho GTPase-activating protein 26-like. The coding region runs from base 220 to 642 and encodes 140 amino acids. Gene Ontology annotation, molecular function: GTPase activator activity; protein binding. The transcript is spliced from 5 exons. NCBI's taxonomy places the organism in Eukaryota, Metazoa, Arthropoda, Insecta, Lepidoptera, Papilionidae. The record is from RefSeq and is a predicted model, not a curated record.
AACAGCAACAUAGUAAUGUUUUUUUCGGUCAGUCCGUUUACCUGGGCACUGUCGUGUCGUGCCGUGAGCAGGUGUGCGAUGCCGUCGCGUGCGGGUCCACAUAAAUACCGCGCGCGGCUGGCACCGCGCCAGUCUGUGCUCUACCUCGUUCAGUGUCGGACCUGUGUUCACUUGUGAGUUGUGUCGUGUCACUCUGUGUCGGUGCCGGAGAUUUGCAACAUGAUCAUCUGCCUGUCCGGGUUCGUUAUUGCCGGAACGUCACCUACGUCGCUGUCGUCGCGUAAUGAUGUUAUGUGCAGCGCGACGUACGCGGCGCACCAGCAGACCCUGCUGCAGCACCUCGCCCACCUGCAGCCCCCGCACCACGCCCCGCAGCCCGCACACCUCGCGCACAGAGGUGGAGGCGCGCGCUGCAGCAGCAGCUCGGAGUCGGUGUCCAGCCACAGCGCCUCUCCGCCGCCGCCGGCCAGGCGCGUGCGCACGCUGUACGCCUGCCUGGGGGAGAGCGAGGGCGAGCUGUCCUUCGAGCCGAACCAGAUCAUCACGCACGUGACGCCGUCCGGCGAGCCCGGCUGGCUGCGCGGCAUGCUCGACGGGCGCAGCGGUCUCGUGCCGGAGAACUACGUCGAGCCCCUGCCGUAGUCGCCGACCUCCACAUUGUUACAUGCAGUAUUAUGAAGCAUUCCUGACCCUGCACAUGGACUCGACCGAUGUGCGGCUCGGCUCCACUAAACAUAUCGUCCACUUGGAACGGACACAGUCUUACGUCUUUAUUGUCUAAGUGAAAUGGAGUUGUGCGCGAUAGAGCGAGGCAGUGCGCGGCACACGGUGCGGAGAUGAGCUGCUGCAGGACAGGAGCCGGGAGAGGUGGCCGCGACACGCCCCCGCCCCCGCCCC